Messenger RNA from Otolemur garnettii (small-eared galago), 2675 nucleotides. RefSeq names its product F-box protein 42 (gene FBXO42). Bases 246 to 2399 code for a protein of 717 amino acids. The record is from RefSeq and is a predicted model, not a curated record. The transcript has 10 exons. Gene Ontology annotation, molecular function: protein binding. Lineage: Eukaryota; Metazoa; Chordata; Mammalia; Primates; Galagidae.
GCAUGCGCGCUCUGCGCUGUCUUCUCCCGGUCAGAGCAGCAGCCGCGGCGGCGUUUGAGUGGACGAAGAUGGCGGAUCGGGGCGACUCGGGGUCCCGCUAGCUGUGAGGACCCCAGCGUACUGCAAGUGCUGCGUGAGGCAGAGCGAGUCUGCUCUGACCCUGUCCUUGGUUCCCUCAUCACGGUCGCCAGCGGAGCGAACCCGAGAGCGUAGAGCGGGCUGGGCCAGCUGUCAAGUGGAAUGUCAUGGCCAGCUCCUCGGACAGUGAAGAUGACAGUUUCAUGGCUGUGGACCAAGAAGAAACUGUGCUGGAAGGGACAAUGGAACAAGAUGAGGAGCCCCGCCCAUUAUUGGAGGUUGAGGAGACUAGACAUAAUAGGUCCAUGUCAGAGCUGCCAGAAGAAGUUUUGGAGUAUAUCCUGUCCUUUCUGUCACCAUACCAGGAGCACAAGACGGCAGCCCUUGUCUGCAAACAGUGGUAUAGACUUAUCAAAGGUGUAGCCCACCAGUGUUAUCAUGGUUUCAUGAAGGCUGUCCAGGAAGGAAACAUUCAGUGGGAGAGCCGAACUUACCCUUAUCCUGGAACUCCAAUCACGCAGAGGUUCUCACACAGUGCUUGCUAUUAUGAUGCUAAUCAGUCUAUGUACGUAUUUGGAGGCUGUACCCAGAGCAGCUGCAAUGCGGCCUUCAAUGACCUUUGGAGACUUGACCUAAAUAGCAAAGAGUGGAUCCGACCCUUGGCUUCAGGGUCCUAUCCUUCCCCCAAAGCUGGAGCAACUCUGGUUGUGUACAAGGACCUGCUAGUGCUGUUUGGUGGCUGGACGCGGCCAAGCCCUUAUCCCCUACACCAACCGGAGAGAUUCUUUGAUGAAAUACACACUUAUUCACCCUCUAAAAAUUGGUGGAACUGCAUUGUGACAACCCAUGGGCCACCUCCUAUGGCUGGCCACUCCUCCUGUGUGAUAGAUGAUAAAAUGAUUGUUUUUGGUGGCUCUUUAGGAUCUCGGCAAAUGAGCAACGAUGUCUGGGUCCUUGACCUUGAGCAGUGGGCGUGGUCCAAACCGAACAUCUCCGGCCCCAGUCCUCAUCCUCGAGGUGGCCAAUCUCAGAUUGUCAUAGAUGAUGCAACUAUCUUAAUUCUUGGAGGGUGUGGCGGUCCCAAUGCUCUGUUCAAGGAUGCUUGGUUGUUGCACAUGCACUCAGGUCCCUGGGCUUGGCAGCCACUCAAGGUAGAAAAUGAAGAGCAUGGGGCCCCAGAACUCUGGUGCCAUCCAGCUUGCCGGGUGGGACAAUGUGUGGUGGUCUUCAGCCAGGCUCCUAGUGGGAGAGCCCCACUAAGCCCCAGUUUGAACUCUCGUCCAUCACCCAUCAGUGCUACUCCUCCAGCCCUGGUUCCUGAAACCCGAGAGUACCGUUCUCAGUCUCCAGUAAGAAGUAUGGAUGAAGCGCCUUGUGUUAAUGGCCGCUGGGGAACACUGAGGCCCAGGGCUCAAAGGCAGACUCCUUCGGGAUCCCGGGAAGGGAGUCUUUCCCCAGCCAGAGGAGAUGGCUCUCCUAUCCUGAAUGGUGGGAGUUUAUCUCCAGGAACAGCAGCUGUCAGUGGGUCUUCCUUGGACAGCCCUGUACAGGCCAUAUCUCCAAGUACUCCAUCUGCUGCUGAAGGAUAUGACCUAAAAAUGGGACUUUCUUUGGCUUCUCGAAGAGGGUCACUACCGGAUCAGAAAGAUCUGAGAUUAGGAUCCAUAGAUCUGAAUUGGGAUCUGAAGUCUGCUUCCAGUAGCAAUCAUAUGGAUGGCAUGGACAACAGGACAGUUGGGGGAAGUAUGAGACACCCUCCUGAACAGAUGAAUGGUGUGCAUACCCCACCGCAUGUGGCCAGUGCCCUUGCAGGGGCUGUCUCCCCAGGUGCCCUGCGUCGGAGUCUGGAAGCCGUCAAAGCAAUGUCAUCCAAAGGCCCCUCCACCUCUGCAGCACUAAGUCCUCCUCUUGGGUCAUCUCCAGGCUCCCCUGGGAGCCAGAACCUGAGCAGUGGAGAAACAGUGCCCAUUCCCCGCCCAGGGCCUGCCCAGGGAGAUGGACAUUCCUUACCUCCCAUUGCCCGCCGCCUGGGCCAUCACCCUCCACAGUCCCUAAAUGUUGGCAAACCCCUAUACCAGAGUAUGAACUGCAAGCCAAUGCAGAUGUACGUGCUGGACAUUAAAGACACCAAGGAGAAAGGGCGGGUCAAAUGGAAAGUAUUUAAUAGUAGUUCAGUGGUCGGGCCUCCCGAAACCAGCCUACACACAGUGGUACAAGGCAGAGGUGAACUCAUCAUAUUCGGAGGACUUAUGGAUAAGAAACAGAAUGUGAAGUACUAUCCCAAAACAAACGCCUUGUACUUUGUGCGAGCAAAGAGAUAAUGUGUUCUACACCCCUUUCCCUUUCUGUGGCUUUUACUUUGGAAUUUUCCAGUGUGUAAGCAUUUGGACUGAGAACUGGGAAAACAACAAAAUUAUUCCCAUAAAUUAAAACAGUAAUUCCCAACCUAAGUCACUCCAGGCUGGGAGCAAAUCUCCAUUAAGAAAAAAAUUAUAUAUAAAUAUAUAUAUGUACAUAUAUAUAUUAUAUAGCCAACUCUGUUUACAAAAAGGGAGAGAUCUCUGUCCUGGUUCAGAUAAAAUUGUUGCUGUGUUUUA